Molecule: messenger RNA, 3478 nt
Organism: Apis mellifera (honey bee)
Lineage: Eukaryota; Metazoa; Arthropoda; Insecta; Hymenoptera; Apidae
Product: coiled-coil domain containing 13-like
Exons: 13
Coding region: 117-1925 (602 amino acids)
Biological process (GO): cytoplasmic microtubule organization; non-motile cilium assembly
Cellular component (GO): centriolar satellite
Source: RefSeq, a predicted model, not a curated record
AAAAAUGUCAUUUUUUAUGACAAUUUUAGUAUUAUAUACUAAAACUGAAGAAUUAUCUUAAUUUAUAUUGAGGGAGGUUAGAAAAAAAUUUUGAUAAUUUAGUAUUCAUAUAAAAUAUGUCUAAAUCAGAAAUAAUAAAUAAAAUAGUACAAGAUGAAAUGAAUAAUUCUUUAGAUUUUGAAGCGACGAUUCCAUGGACAAAAGAAUUAACAGAGGAGAAUUUACCUGAUCAUAUUAUCUUUCCAAAAGAAUUAAAUCUAUUUUUGAGGAAUCGAAUUCAGGAUUUAAUUACUGAAAAUGGUUGUUUGCGACGAGCACUUGAAGAAAUGGAAGAAAAAGUACGAAAAAAAGGAAUCGUAGAAAAUGGACAAUCAAUAAUUUUAGGAAAACCAAAUGAAAUAGCAACUGCGAAGAUUAUUGAGCUUAGCAAAAAAUGUAGAGAGCAGACCGCAGAAAUUGAAGUUCUUAAAUCUAAAUGUAAAAAUCUUGAAAUUCAUUUAAUUAAUAAAGAAACAGAAUUAGAAAAUGAGCGACACGAAAGAAGACAUUUCAAAACUGAUGACUCCUCUCAGCAGAGUGACGAGAUACAGGAUGGUAUCCUUGACAAAGGUACCAAAAAUAAUUUGCCGAGGGAAGAUGAGGAUCGAAUGAAACAUUUACUCGAAAAAUUACAACUAACUCAAACAAAACUAUAUGAAUCUAAAAAUAACUGCAUCAGUCUUAAACAAGAGAUUAAUAAAUUGAAUAAGUUAUUAUAUAGCGAAGUUGGUGAAAAUGUGAAUUUGAAUAAUUUAUCGAAUCAAUCCGGAUGGCGUGGAAGAGCUGAACAGAUUCAUCUGUUACAUCAAAAAAUAACUGAACUGCAAUCAAAAUUAUCAGAAUAUGAAGGAACGCAAAAAACAUCUAUUGUAUCCAUAGAACGAAAAAAUUUUGAGAAUCUUCGAAAUGUUGAAAAAGAAAGACGGCGUCAAAUUGAAGAUUCAGUAAAGCAACUUCGACAAACAGAAGUUAUUGUUGAAGAAUAUAGAAGAAAAUUAGAAGCUUCAAAAGCAAGAAUAAAAGUAUUAGAGCAUGAAUUGAAUGUUACAAAAGGAAACAUUGCUAUAUUAAAUGAAAAAAGAUCUAACGAUAUUCAUUUAAUCGAGACACUCAAUAAUCGGCUUAAAACUACCGAAAUAAAACAUGAAGAACGCGAGACAGAUACAAGAAACAGAUCAGAGAAGAUUGAACGUGAGUACACGAAUUUGAAAAAUGAUUUACAGUCAGCACAACUUCAAAUUGAUCGGUUGCGUAAAAAAUUAGAAGAACGAGAAAUCGAAAUAGAUAAAUUGAGGAAUGGAACGGUCCCCAAUAUAUGGGAAAUUAAAUCUCGAAAAAUUACACAACCGGAAAUAUUUUUAAAUAAUUUUAACAAUAAUACUUCUCCUCAUACCGUUCGAAGUACAUGCGAACCUAACGAGUAUGUAACUUUAGCUCUUGCCGCUGAGGCUGAAAGAGAAAGAUUGCUGGAAUUAAUAACAAUACUUAAUAGACGACUAGAUAAAGAAAGAAAUGACGCUGAUAUUCUUUCUAAUAUCUUACGUAAUGAAAAACACAAAUCGGCAAAAUUAGAGUUAAAAAUUCGAAAAUUGGAGACAGAGAAAAUAGGAAUUGUUAAGAUUGAUACUGGAUAUAGAACAAAAUUACCAAAAUUAUCAAAAACUAGUGAUAAAUUAAUGGAUAUAGAACAAAUGCGGCUUAAAAUGGAAUUAUUGCAAGAAGAAUGUCUCGCAUUGAAAGCUAGAUUAGAUGCUGUACAAAAAGAUAAAGUUGCCGAUCUUGCGACUUAUAAACAAAUGUUUGAGGAAGUCAGAAAAAUUUUUUAUGAAGCCUACAGGAACAAAUUAUCAGUUCCCAUUGGCAGUCGUUCAACCAUUACAGUUUAAUUAAAAUCAAAAACUUUUUUGAACGAUGUGUUUAUUCUAAAAUAAAAUACAUUCUAUACUUUAAUUAAACGAUGAAAAAUUUAUCAUGGUGAAAUAAAACAUGAUAUUAUUAGUAAAUCAUGAAUUGAUCAGCGAUGGCUAUUGUUAGUUUCUUCCGAUCGGAAUUGUGUAAGAACUACAAAAUCGUGUACGAUGAUGUAACUAGGACACGAGAUAAGAUGCAACGCACCACGUAAACGCGCGUGACAUCGUCAAAGCAACGGUUCCGUUUCUCUCUUUUAUUAUUUUUUUCUUUUCCUUUUUAUAGAACCUGUGUUUACUCUGAACUAUAGCAUUAACUAUUGCUAUUGAUAUCGUUCGUCAGUUUUAAAUCCAUGGAUUUAUAAUUUUUUUUUUCAAAAAUUUUGAAAAGUGAAUUGAUAGUCAAGUAUAGUUUUUUUUUUAUUUUUUUUUUUCUUUUUUCUUUUCUAUAAAAAAAAAGAACUUUAGAAUUGAAUACUACUUCAUCAAUUAUAUUUCAUGCGAAACUUAUAUUCUUAAAUGCGACUUAAAACUAGAGCUUUAAAACCUUGAUGAACUAGAUUUUCUGAUGAAGUUCGUAUUAUUCUAUAUUAUUCUCAAGUAAUUGCUUAAGUAAAUGUGUUAAUUGUAUUGUAUAGUCUUGAGUAUAGAAAUAUCUUUCAUAAGAAAAUUCAGCUCAGGGCGUUCCAAUCGGUGGUAAGCUCAAGCAUACAGGUGCGAGCUUACAGGUGUUGGCGCUUCUACCUGAUAAGAAGCAUAUCCGUGACGUCAGAUCAGCACAGGUAGAGUAUAUGAGUCGAACCGGAGAGACAUCCACGUCACUCGUUCUUGAACCUCUUCGUUCGUUUGUUCUGCAAAGAGUUGUUCGUCAGUUAUUAACUUUCUCGUUAGUUCGUUGCGCGCCCCUUUCACUAUCUUUGACUUCACUAUCCCUGAUUAUUUUUUUCAUACAAUAACGUGAAUCGAGAAGAAGCUUUAAGCGGAAUGUAUGUUCAUCCGGAAGUCUAGCGUGAUCAGUUAUGAUUUUGGAACCAGAGGUACCUAUUAGGCGUUCAUAUCCAUUGCCGCUGAAGUUCCUGCGACCUCAAGUAUUUACAGCUGGAAUUCUUCGUGCCGAGCUCUUUUCAUGUGUAAAUUCCAGAGAUAUUGCUAGUAGAGAAUACACGACGUUGGUUUCACGCUUGAAAUAAUGAUUAUGUAACAUAUGGGCAUUGGUAAUGAAACAUUUUACAACGACCCCGAUAACGUUGUUGAAUUUUUCAGGCUACAUUUGAACAUACGCAUCAGAAUGAAGAAGAAAAGGAAGUGUUAACAACUUAUGGCACGAGCUAACGCACAGAGGUUAUGUUUACCGCGCAAUCAGGUGGCAACGCUAAAGAGGAAGAAGUUGCUCGCACCUCCCUGAUAACAAGCAAAGCUACUAUACUCAUAUUAUAUUCCAUCACGGCGAUACUUUCUAUCUUUUAGCAUUUUCUUUUGCAUAUCCGGAUCUCUUCUGUUAACAUUUAAUAAAAUAUAAGUAGCUAUAUAAA